AUGACCCAGCAAGACCACAAACUUGGACGGACAGUACCUGAUGAUGAAGUUAACGAUGAAAUAAGGUUAUAUCGGUGUGCAAGAAAGUAUGAAACCAUUGUCAAACAGUUUGACGAGCUGGUGGAGAUAAUGAACAAUACCACUACAAUACCAAAGACAAGGCGAAAGAGUCGAAGAGGGGGUGCUUCUGGCGGAAAAGCGUCUGGUUCUUCAAACCAGUUAAACAGAAAUGAAGUAAUAGUGCAGACUGUGACAAGGUUUUUGCAUGAACUGAGAACUAAUCCUACAGAUUCUGACAAGGAAGCACAUGAGACAUGA
Messenger RNA from Sphenostylis stenocarpa, 318 nucleotides. NCBI's taxonomy places the organism in Eukaryota, Viridiplantae, Streptophyta, Magnoliopsida, Fabales, Fabaceae. The record is from the annotation of a GenBank genome assembly.